UUUAAGUAGCAAUAGUACUUGUUCUUGGCUAUGUCAAUAUUGUAGAAUUCAUCAUAGUUCCAAUAUAAUUCCUCAAUUUUCAUCCGCCAAUAUCUCAUUCUUUUUUCUCCUAUUGGUAUCCGCUAAGAAAAUGGCCAACAGUGGCAUUUUAGCAUUGGGAUUUAUAAUUGGUUUGAGCACUCUUUUCUUAAGUGCAAAUGCUUUCACAGCACAAUCUGGAUGGACAAGUGCUCAUGCCACAUUUUAUGGUGGAGCUGAUGCUUCUGGCACAAUGGGGGGUGCUUGUGGAUAUGGCAAUUUGUAUUCAACAGGAUAUGGAACUAGGACUGCAGCAUUGAGCACAGCAUUGUUCAAUGAUGGAGGAUCAUGUGGCCAAUGCUACAAAAUCAUAUGUGAUUAUAACGCAGACCCUAAAUGGUGCAAGAAGGGAGUAUCUGUUACAAUUACAGCUACAAAUUUUUGUCCACCAAAUUACAAUCUUCCUAGUAACAAUGGAGGAUGGUGCAACCCUCCUCGUCCACAUUUUGACAUGGCUCAACCUGCUUGGGAAAAGAUUGGCAUUUACAAAGGAGGCAUUGUUCCUGUGCUCUACAAAAGGGUACCUUGCAAGAAGAAGCAUGGAGUUAGAUUCACAAUAAAUGGAAGGGACUAUUUUGAACUAGUCUUGGUAAGCAAUGUAGGAGGGGCAGGAUCUGUUCAAUCUGUUCAAAUCAAAGGGUCAAACACAAACUGGCUAACCAUGUCUAGGAACUGGGGUGCAAGUUUUCAAUCCAAUGCAUAUCUUGAUGGACAAUCCAUAUCUUUUAAAGUCACUACUACUGAUGGUGUCACAAAAACAUUCUUAAAUGUUGUUCCAUCUAGUUGGAAAUUUGGGCAAACAUUCUCAAGUCACAUUCAAUUCUGAUCAUAUACAAGAAAAUGCUCAAAGAAUGUCUUUUAACCAGAGUUUAGUUUUUGGGUUUAUAGGGCUGCGGCGUGCUUACUAUUUACAGAAAGUAGCCCGCCCCCUUUUCUUUUGUUUUUAUUCAAUUAUUAUACAUACUAUUGGAAGAAAAAAAAACUCAAGGAGGAAUUGAAGAUUAAUUAUGGAGUGGUUUGACUGUUGAGGAGUUGGUGGUAAUUGGUAAAGUAAGCCCAUGAACUAUAGUCCAAAUAAAGCUGGUGAAAAAACAGAAAAUCAAUUAUUGAUGCGAGUAGGGGUAGUUUAAAAGAUUGUAUUUUACUAUAUGAAAGGAUAAAUAAGACAGUUUGUCUAGCUGCAUCAA
Lycium ferocissimum is the source of this 1265-nucleotide messenger RNA. RefSeq names its product expansin-A11-like. The transcript is spliced from 3 exons. Gene Ontology annotation, biological process: plant-type cell wall organization. The record is from RefSeq and is a predicted model, not a curated record. Lineage: Eukaryota; Viridiplantae; Streptophyta; Magnoliopsida; Solanales; Solanaceae. Gene Ontology annotation, cellular component: extracellular region. The coding region runs from base 131 to 904 and encodes 257 amino acids.